This is a messenger RNA of Mercenaria mercenaria, 821 nucleotides long. RefSeq names its product tyrosine-protein phosphatase 10D-like. The coding region runs from base 105 to 821 and encodes 238 amino acids. Lineage: Eukaryota; Metazoa; Mollusca; Bivalvia; Venerida; Veneridae. The transcript has 8 exons. The record is from RefSeq and is a predicted model, not a curated record.
UUGCUGCUACGACUGUCGGAAACGGCACGGUGGAAACACAAUCGAUAACUGUAAGACCAGGUGCCCCGUUGAAACUUAUCGAAGAAACAGCAGAUAGUUUAUUGAUGCAGCCAAGUAAGGCCAAGGUUUCGGAUGACGAGAGACAAAUAGCAGUGAAGCUUCCUUUGAAAGAUCUCCUAUGCAAUAUACGCAACGGUCAGCUGAAAAGAUGGGGUGUAGUUGUUGCCCAGGAAAGCCAAGCAACAGACACAAGUUUCACAGGAAGCACAGCGUAUUUCAACAAGAAAGUGACAGAGAAGUAUAAGAGCUGGUUUCAAGUGAAAGACAUGGAUCCUAUUCCACCUUACAUAGCUACACCAGAAAAUUGGACAGUGCAGUGUCCCACUUUUUACAGUAACCGAGGAAAACGAGCGACAGCAACGCGUGAGCACGUGUACACAGAUUUUAUUGUGGGAGAAGACGGCAAGUGUUCCGGCAUACAAAAUAACAAAUAUUGUAAUGGAGAAUUACAACCAGGACGUAGUUACAGGGUGAAAUCAUUUGUAUGCACAACCGCAGGCUGUACUGAGACAGAAUAUUCAAAUGCAAUAUCCACGGCUCCAGACCUUACAGUACCGAUGGCAGCUGGUAUAUCAUCAGCAUUAGUAGUCAUAGCCGUUGUUGGUGUCGUUGUUUUCGUUCUGAGAAGGAAACAGCUUGUUUGUUUUGCCAAAGAUGACGAAAGUCUGCGUACACAUACACCAGUCGAAGGUAUCCAUAUGGACAAAAUAGAACCCAUGAAAAUGAAUAGUUGCAGGAUUAUAUCUGAAAGACACCAAUGA